GUAUCUAUAGAGAUGGUAGGAGGCGUCUGCUUUGGCGUACUCCUUAGUGUGCUAGUGCGCCGCUGCUGUUCAGGAGCUCUACGUGGAAAGGCCGAACAUGGACUAACAAUCCCGUUAGCAGCAAGAUUUUAUUCGGGUUAAUUCGUUGUUUGGGAAUAGAAUAUCUUCGAAGGAACCGACAAGGAAGAUGUUUAAAAGCUGGGGGACGUGGCUCGGAAUCGAGUCCACACCCGGACAUAAAAUAGACGGACUCCGGGCCGAGGAAACAUGCGGAAGUGAACAGGACGCAGAAAAUAAUAGUGAAGUAAACAAACACGAGUGCAACGAGAAAGUGGGAGAAAACCAGCCGAUUCUGCAGCAAGCCAAAGGCCUGAGUGGAUACAUUCUGAACUUUGCGAGCAGCGCUACAAAGAAGAUUACGGACUCGGUGGCUGAAACCGCAAGCACCAUCAAGAAGACUGUGGAGGAAGGAAACAUCGACGGGCUCAUCGACAAGACCAUUCUGGGAGAUUUCCAGAAGGAACAGGAAAAGUUUGUUCAGGAGAAGAAUGCUAAGAAAUCAGAUGCAGCAGUGCCUCCCUGGGUGGGCUACAGUGAGGAGGAGACCAUUCAGCAGCAGAUCUUAGCUUUAUCAGCUGACAAGAGGAACUUCCUUCGUGAUCCUCCGGCUGGUGUGCAGUUCCACUUUCAUGUUGAGCAGAUGUAUCCCAUCGCUCUGGUCAUGCUGCAGGAAGACGAGAUUCUCAACAGGAUGCGCUUCGACCUGGUUCCGAAACAUGUGAAAGAGGAGGUGUUCUGGAGGAACUAUUUCUACCGGGUGUCUCUCAUUAAGCAGUCGGCCCAGCUCACGGCGUUGGCAGCACAGCAGCAGGCUGCGGAGAGGAGAGAGGAUGACAAGAACGGAGCCGAUCCACAGAGCGAGAACACGUCAGAAUCCAGAAGACCAAAAACACCUCCUACAACCAUCAACGCCAAGCCAAAGUCCAAUGAGCAUCAUGAGGAGGAGGAGAUCUCGACCAGCCCUGGCGUGUCUGAGUUCGUAAGUGACGCGUUCGACUCAUGUAACAUAAACCAGGAGGACUUGAGGAAGGGGAUGGAGCAGCUGGUGCUGGAUAAGAAAACCGAGGACGAAGACACGUCUGAGUGGGAGCGGGAGCUGCAGCAGGAGUUGCAGGAGUACGAGGUGGUGGCCGAGGCAGAUAACCAAGAUGAAAAUUGGGACCGUGAGAUUGAAGAGAUGUUGCAGGCUGACUAGCUAACUCCCAUGAGCCCUCGCUUUCAGUGUGGAAACAUGGCUACACUGAAGAGAGAAGGAGCGUGAAAGUAAAAGGAUGGACCAAGCAAGCCACAAUGAAGACAGGCUUACACAUCACACUCUGUGCUACAUAUACACUGUUUUUCUCUGUUUAAAUGAAGCAGGCGGGGAUUUGUGUUAAGAAUGCAUUUCAAAUGGAAAAGUAGUUUCAGGGGGUGUAAUCUAUUCCUGUGACGUAGUGGACUUACAGCGAAAAUGCACAGCAUCUACAGUAAAUUUCUCUCUUCUCGCUGAUGGAUGAAUCAAAUAAUUAGUGCUACCUUUUUAUAUACAGUACAAGAUAUCAGUGUGUGUAAUCUAUUCUUUAUUGUCUAUCUGUAAUAGACAGAAUGAGAGUGUGAGACUCUGCAUGUGACACUGAUAGUCGUACAGAUCCUUUGAGACCUUAGAAGAUGAAAGCAGAUGAACAUCGGUUUUUCCGUUUCGUCCAACCUUCCAAAACUGAACUGAAUUUAUUAAAGGAAAUGUAAUAUGUUUUUUUUUCUCAGAACAUCACUCAUCUCUAAGCUGCUCAAUAAUAAUAUUGUGUGUUUAUUAAAUGUUAUUUUGUCUCUAAA
This is a messenger RNA of Ictalurus punctatus (channel catfish), 1872 nucleotides long. It is a transcript of the gene syap1, whose product is annotated as synapse associated protein 1. Gene Ontology annotation, cellular component: cytoplasm; synapse. Bases 188 to 1255 code for a protein of 355 amino acids. NCBI's taxonomy places the organism in Eukaryota, Metazoa, Chordata, Actinopteri, Siluriformes, Ictaluridae. The transcript is spliced from 9 exons. The record is from RefSeq and is a predicted model, not a curated record.